Molecule: messenger RNA, 3115 nt
Organism: Thalassophryne amazonica
Lineage: Eukaryota; Metazoa; Chordata; Actinopteri; Batrachoidiformes; Batrachoididae
Gene: wnt1
Product: wingless-type MMTV integration site family, member 1
Exons: 4
Coding region: 4-1116 (370 amino acids)
Biological process (GO): neuron differentiation; cell fate commitment; canonical Wnt signaling pathway
Cellular component (GO): extracellular region
Molecular function (GO): frizzled binding; cytokine activity
Source: RefSeq, a predicted model, not a curated record
GCGAUGAGGAGUCUGGCUCUGCUGCUGGGGGUGAAAGCCGCCUGCAUCCUGCUGGUGUCUUCGCUUUCCGGCACCGGGGCCGUCAACAACAGCGGCCGGUGGUGGGGUAUUGUCAAUGUAGCUUCCUCAUCCAAUCUCCUCACAAACUCCAAGAACGUGCAGUUGGUCCUGGACCCGAGCCUGGCCCUACUGAGCCGUCGCCAGCGUCGGCUUAUUCGGCAGAAUCCUGGCAUUUUGCAUGCCAUCGCUGCUGGGCUGCACACUGCCAUAAAGGAGUGCAAGUGGCAGUUCCGCAACCGCCGCUGGAACUGCCCGACCACCCACAGCCCGGCAACAUUUGGCAAAAUUGUCAAUCGUGGUUGCAGAGAGACAGCAUUUGUAUUUGCUAUUACGAGUGCAGGCGUGACCCAUGCUGUGGCUCGCUCCUGCUCAGAAGGAGCCAUAGAGUCAUGCACAUGUGAUUACCGCCGCCGUGGUCCAGGAGGCCCAGACUGGCACUGGGGGGGCUGCAGUGACAAUGUGGACUUUGGCCGAAUGUUCAGCCGAGAGUUUGUAGACUCCAGUGAGAAGGGCAGAGAUCUGCGCUACCUCACCAAUCUACACAACAAUGAGGCUGGCAGAAUGAUUGUGUCAUCUGAGAUGCGUCAGGAGUGUAAGUGCCACGGCAUGUCAGGCUCCUGCACUGUACGGACCUGUUGGAUGCGCCUGCCCAGCUUUCGCAUGGUAGGGGACUUCUUGAAGGACCGCUUUGAUGGUGCAUCCAGAGUUGUUUAUGCCAGUAAGGGCAGCAAUCGUGCCUCUCACCGAGCUGAGCCCCGUCAUCUGGAGCCUGAAAACCCGGCUCACAAACCCCCUUCUUCCUUGGACUUGGUCUAUUUUGAGAAAUCACCAAACUUCUGCUCCUACAAUGGCAAAACGGGCACUUUGGGAACAUCUGGAAGAACGUGCAACAGCUCUUCUCCAGGCCUGGAUGGAUGUGAGUUGCUGUGCUGUGGACGUGGGUAUAAAACCCAGACUGAGAAUGUUACUGAACGGUGCCACUGCACGUUUCACUGGUGCUGUCAUGUCAGUUGCCAGAACUGCACAAGUACACGAACAUUUCACCAGUGUCUAUGAGCACAUGUGGACAACUAGGUAUAUAUUCAGGCAGAAAAAAAUAACUUUUUAGCACAGUAGGUAGUGGGAUGAAAAUGCUAAUAGCACAAGAAAUCUUAGAUUAAAAACAAUGUAAAGCCUCAGGACGGGAAAAGUGAUACAGGGAACUAACUCUGGCCCCCCCCCCCCCCCCCCAAAAAAAAAAAAAUCAAUCAGCGUCAUUGAAUGAGGGAGAUGGGGAAUAGCACAACUAUAUGAACAGGGUAUAUAGGUAGGAUGUGUGCUGCUCCAUGCUUUUCCUUUGUAACGGUAUUAAAAGGGUAUUUAAUCACUGUAGUUGUUCAUCUCCAAUGGGAACCAUCUAAAAGUUGCAAGGGUGCCAAUCAAAACAAACAAACAGAAAUUGUGCCAGUGAUAGCGGUAACCAGGUACGACUUGUAUCUAUAUUUUUGAAAGCUUUUUAAUUACACAUUUUGUGGUCAAGAGAGCCACAAACGGUUGAAGUCUGUUUUUCAUUGAUGGGCCAGGCAGGUUUUCAGUACCACCUAAGGGGACUAAAUAGCAUUUACAACCCAGCCAUAGCAUACCAUAAACAACACAAACUAUCUAUGAUAACCAUCCCAGAGUGCUAUAGCUAAGUACGAGUCAAUUCCUGCCUUGUGGAAUGAUGUCCCUGCAGAGAUAAAACAGUCCAAUUCCGAAGAGACAAGACUAAAGACACAUCUAUUCUCCCUGUCAUAUGGCUAGCAUACCGGUGUAGUAUGGAACUAUGGUUCCUCUCCUUUUAAUUCAUAUUAUUAGCAACAGAACAGGUCUCUGCCUCACUGCAUCUAAAUUCUGGGUCUGUUAGUGAAGCACAUGACAAGCUGCCAGUGACCACCUUCGCAAUCUCUUUGCUUACCUGUUUCAUUCAUUUAUUUCAUUUAUUUAUAUAGCACCAAAUCACAACAAGACUGCCUCAAGGUGCUUCACACAAGUAAGGUCUAACCUUACCAACCCCCAGAGCAACAGUGGUAAGGAAAAACUCCCUCUGAGAAAGAAACCUCAAGCAGACCAGACUCAAAGGGGUGACCCUCUGCUUCAGGGCCUACAUAGGACUUACUGCUAACUUCUUGAUGUUUAAUCCCUUUAGGUGGACUGUAUUUAUACAUCAGUGUUUUUGUUUCUUUGCUAAAAAAAAUACUUUUCUCACAUCAAGUACGUUGACAGUCUGAGUUCCCACAACUUGCUGAAGUUUAAUUAGAUUUUUUCAGAGGUUUACCUCCAUCCUACAACAGGAUGGUACUGGUGUUAUAUAACUGGGAUCACAUCAUCCCAAAAUAACAGAAGCAUAAACCUAACUAGACAAACAUCAGUGAGGCAAAUUUGAAUGUAUUAUCAGCACACUGAAUAUUAUGUAUGCAGGUAGUUUGUCAAACCUGAAGAGUCAAUAUUUAAUAUAAGUGAAAUAACGCAUUAUAAAUGAAAAAAAAAAUCCCUGUAGCAUUCUGACACAUGUAGAAAUGUUAAAAUGGUACGAAAUCCCUCUUUAACGUGUGCACCAUUACACUACUCCAUUUUUAAUUAAACGGUGUGAUAUUUCAAAGUAGGCUGUAUGAUAAAGGAUUUUGUUUUCGAGAAUAUGAAGAAAGUCAAGCUGUACGUCAGCUAAGAGAACCAAAAUGUAAAUACUAAACUAUAUGAAUAUAUUUAUAAUGGCGUUGGUUGGAAGCUCGAUGAUUUAUGCACCUGAGCUGACAAAUAUGCUGUUGUUAGUGUCAAAUCAGGAGAUGUUUUGAGUUUUUCUUUUAUCUAUUUUGAUGUAGCUGAUUUUUUUUUAUUUCUUACCCAGACAUAUUGUUCAUGCACUGAAUAUUUACCUUCUCUCCAUGAGUGUAAAUAUAAAAUAUUUAUUUCUGAGGAUUUUUAUACAGUUAUAGAGAUGUAAGAGAAUGCAUUUUUUAGAUUUUAAUCAGAAGAUUUAGGUUUCCAAUGGUUUUGUAUUGUAUGAUAGAACAAUAAAGUCUAUAUUUUCAAUUAA